UAUAAAUUUUGAUUGUCCUGUUUUUAUAUUUUCAAAUUUCAAUUAAUUGAUAAAUAUUAGAAUUUUGUAGUUUUUUUUAUUUCGAAACUAUCAAUGAAGUAAUAAAGGUUAUACUAGUUGUAUUUUUACUAUUACAUAGUAUAAUUAAAUUAAAACAUGGACCCAGAAGCAGGAGAAAUUUUAACUCAGGAAGACUUUUUUCUUCCGCCGGUUAAAUAUGAAUAUUUAGACCACACAGCUGAUGUGCAACUACAUGCAUGGGGAGAUAGUCUUCAAGAGGCGUUUGAGCAAUGUGGAAUGGCCAUGUUCGGAUAUAUGACAGAACUAAACUAUGUCGAAAUUAAAGAAGUUCAUACUAUUGAGGCUACAGCCGACGAUAUGUUGGGUCUUCUGUACCACUUCCUUGACGAACUGCUCUUUCUGUUUAGUGCUGAACCAAAUAUAAUUUGUAGAAAGUUGGUAAUAACAGAAUUCAACACGGAAUGCUUCCGGAUAGUGUGCAAGUGCUAUGGUGAAGAGUUUCAGAUUGGAAAACAUCCUCAGGGAUCGGAAGUAAAGGCUAUCACAUAUUCAGCCAUGCAGAUCAUAGAUGAACCAAAGGACAAUAAGUUUGAAGUAUUCGUUAUUAUUGAUAUUUAGUUGUACGACUUAUUAUUUAUAUAAUAUUAUUUUAAACAAUGUUAUUGUUAAACAUAAUGCAUAAAUUACAUAGAUCAAUACUCUUAUCAAAAAGGAUUUAAUAUGUUACCGUUGUCGCUGAUCAACUUUUCUAUUAAUUUUUACACGCCGAAAUAAAUAUUUUUUUAUAUUAA
This is a messenger RNA of Leptidea sinapis, 812 nucleotides long. It is a transcript of the gene Archease, whose product is annotated as protein archease-like. Gene Ontology annotation, biological process: tRNA splicing, via endonucleolytic cleavage and ligation. NCBI's taxonomy places the organism in Eukaryota, Metazoa, Arthropoda, Insecta, Lepidoptera, Pieridae. The transcript is spliced from 3 exons. Bases 157 to 639 code for a protein of 160 amino acids. Gene Ontology annotation, cellular component: tRNA-splicing ligase complex. The record is from RefSeq and is a predicted model, not a curated record.